AUGGCAUUUGGGCAGAGAAAUACAUCUAGAGGAGGUCGCGGUGGUGGUGGUGGGGGAAGUAGCUUCAGAGGUAGAGGAGGUAGCAGAGGUGGUCCACGAGGAAGGGGAGGAAUGAGGGGAGGAAGAGGUAGAGGUAGAGGGAGACCUGUAUUUGACAGUGCUAGACUAGCACAAAAAGAAGAGGACAAGGAAAGUGAUUCCGAAUCCGAAGAACCAAGUCAGGAUGAAGCAAGUGAAGAGGAAUCCAGCGACGACGAUGAUGAUGAUGAUGAGCCAGUGCCAGCUGUAAAGUCUUAUACAGCUUUGAUGCAGAGUUUUACUCGCGAUUCGGCGCCACAAGCAAAACGGAGGAAGCUCAAUGUUGACAAGGAGGAAAAAGGAGAAGAAGAAGACGCAGAUUUAAUAGACGAGGAUACGAACGAUGCGGAUCUAGUUGAGGAGGAAGAGGAGGGACCCGAAACUGCAACAGAUGGUGCACUCGAGGAUGAUGAAGAAGAAGAAGACAAAGCGGAUCCAUUCGAAGCUCAUUUUGCCAAUCCAGACGAUAACAUAUUAUCAAGGAGGCUACAGCAUUUGGAAAAAGGGCAAUGGGCUCUGAGAAUGUCAUCACUUGCAAAGGUUGGAACGGCUAUCACGAGCGUCCCCGGUGACGGUCAACCCAGGGCUAUGAAAGCAAUGACUAUCAGUAGCCCAGAGGGUCUCAAGUUGAAACAAAAGCUGGCAAAUGUCAUCAAGAAACAGCGCCCUAUUUUCGAUGCAUUGGAAAAGUCUAUAGCUCCUCUUGUAUUCGGCUACCAGGAUUUACUAUUCACUGAGCGAAAUACAUCUAAUGCAGAAAGUCUAAGAAGACUGACUUGUCUUCACGCUGUCAAUCAUGUGUUCAAGACCCGAGACCGUGUUAUCAAAAACAACUCUCGUCUUGCCAGAGAAGAUAGUAGCGAUGAUCUGGAACUUCGAGAUCAAGGUUUCACAAGGCCUAAGGUUCUAAUGCUUUUACCCACUCGCGAAUCUUGCGUCAGAAUGGUUGACAUGAUUACUUCACUGUGCGAGCCAGAGCAACAGGAAAAUCGAAAGAGAUUCAAUGAUUCGUUUGUCGAUAAAGAAGAGAAUUAUUAUACUGAUAAACCAGAAGACUUCCGGGAACUUUUUGCAGGUAACGAUGAUGAUAUGUUCCGUCUUGGUCUGAAAUUUACUAGAAAAACCAUCAAGUAUUUCUCUCAAUUCUACAAUUCUGAUAUCAUUUUCGCAAGUCCUCUUGGUCUCAGAAUGGCCAUCGGAGAUGAAGAUGCGAAGAAAGUAGACCACGAUUUUCUUAGUUCGAUUGAGAUGGUCAUUGUUGAUCAAGCAGAUGCUCUUCUCAUGCAGAACUGGGAGCAUGUGGAAUUUAUUUUCGACCAUCUCAACCUUCAGCCAAAGGAAGCUCAUGGCUGCGAUUUCAGUCGUGUACGAAGCUGGUAUUUGGACGAUAAUGCCAAAUACUUCCGUCAAACUAUUGCAAUGUCGGGUUUCAAUACACCAGAGCUUCAAACUAUGUUUUAUACUCAGUCUCAAAACUGGGAAGGCAAAGCUAAAGUCACCUCUACUUAUCCAGGAGCUAUUCAAGAACUGGGAUUGAAGGUUAAACAAACUUUCUCCCGAAUUGACACAGAAUCAAUCGCCUCGGAUCCACAAUCACGUUUCGAAUAUUUCACAUCAGCAAUAAUUCCUACUUUAACCCGUAGAAGCAAGGAUAGCUCAGGAACUCUCCUCUUUAUUCCUUCGUACAUGGAUUUUGUUAAAGUAAGAAAUUAUUUCUCAACAUCAGCUACCACGAGCAGUCUAUCAUUCGGCAGUAUAUCAGAAUACACGACACCUAAGGAAGUUGCUAGAGCUAGGUCCCAUUUUUACAGUGGAAGACAUAAUGUUUUACUAUACACAGAAAGAGCACAUCAUUUCCGAAGAUAUCAGAUCAGGGGUGUUAAAAAAGUUAUCAUGUAUGGAAUACCCGAGAAUCCAAUCUUCUACAAGGAAAUAGUAGGAGGAUAUUUGGGCAGAAGUGUAAGAGAAGGUGACUUGGAGCCUGGUGCUGGAAGUGUACGGGCUGUGUUUUCAAAAUGGGAUAGUAUGAAGUUGGAAAGAAUUGCGGGCACUGAAAGAGUGAACAAGAUGAUCAAGGAGAAAGGCGAUACUUUUGAUUUCUUAUAA
Molecule: messenger RNA, 2184 nt
Organism: Botrytis porri
Lineage: Eukaryota; Fungi; Ascomycota; Leotiomycetes; Helotiales; Sclerotiniaceae
Exons: 3
Coding region: 1-2184 (727 amino acids)
Biological process (GO): maturation of SSU-rRNA from tricistronic rRNA transcript (SSU-rRNA, 5.8S rRNA, LSU-rRNA)
Cellular component (GO): small-subunit processome; nucleolus
Molecular function (GO): U3 snoRNA binding; rRNA binding
Source: RefSeq, a predicted model, not a curated record